Molecule: messenger RNA, 1454 nt
Organism: Prosopis cineraria
Lineage: Eukaryota; Viridiplantae; Streptophyta; Magnoliopsida; Fabales; Fabaceae
Product: rho GDP-dissociation inhibitor 1-like
Exons: 5
Coding region: 559-1257 (232 amino acids)
Biological process (GO): Rho protein signal transduction
Cellular component (GO): cytoplasm; cytosol; membrane
Molecular function (GO): Rho GDP-dissociation inhibitor activity; protein binding
Source: RefSeq, a predicted model, not a curated record
AAGUCUUGGUCCUCGGGGAAGCUCGUGCUCGAGGAUUGACCCUCACGACCUUUUCCUCCUAGCAAUAUUUCUCGAUUGAAGUUGUCUGGACUCUGAACUCUGAACUUCGCCUCACCAAAUUCUCUUCAGUUUUCUAUCUCUACAUUCCCCAAAAUAUACCCACGCUCUUCUCUCUCUCUCUCUCUCUCUCUCUCUCUCUGUGUGUUCCUUUGCGCCUUCCUGGCGUCUUUUCUUCGCUGCAAGUUAUCCUACUGCGUGAACCUGAGCUAUCCCAUUUUUUCUAUUCUAUUCCUUUCACCUUUCUGUGAUUCUUUGACUCCGUUUCUUUCUCUUCAACUCAAGGUCUUGUCUUUCUUCGUCAUACACUUUGGGAGGAAGAUUCCGCCAAGUGGGGUUUCUGGUUUCUCUUUGGGUUCCCAGCUUUUCUACCUUGUCUUUUUCUUCUCUUCUCUUUAUAUUCAGUGUAACUCUGAAGCCUCCACCUCCAUACCCGUUUGGAGGGUUUCUUCGCCACUUUUGAUGGUCCUUCGAUUUUGACGUCCUUUGGUCAUUGAGAACAUGGGUUUCGAUGAAAAAGGCAAUGAGGUUCCAGAAACGCCCAACACGGCUAAAACCGCGACGCAUGAUGAAAGUGGCGACGAAGAAAGGGUGGCUACCGGUAUACACAGAAGCGAAAGCUCGGUUGCUUUGACUGAGGAGGAAGACGAGGAGGAGGAGGGCAAAAUCGAAUUGGGACCCCAAUGCACAUUGAAAGAGCAGCUUGAAAAAGAUAAGGAUGAUGAGAGCUUAAGGAGGUGGAAGGAACAGCUUCUUGGAAGUGUGGACAUAACUUCUGUUGGUGAAUCUCUUGACCCAGAAGUGAAGAUCCUGAGCCUUGCAAUCAAAUCCACUGGUAGACCUGAUAUUGUUCUUCCAAUCCCAGAUAAUGGAAAUCCCAAGGGCUUGUGGUUUACUUUGAAAGAAGGUAGCCAUUACAGGCUGGUUUUCACUUUCCAGGUCAACAAUAACAUUGUUUCAGGUCUCAAGUACACCAACACAGUGUGGAAGACCGGUAUCAAGGUUGACAGCACUAAAGAGAUGAUAGGAACCUUCAGUCCCCAGGCAGAGCCUUACACUCAUGAGAUGCCUGAAGAGACGACUCCUUCUGGGAUGUUUGCUAGAGGAACCUAUUCAGCUAGAAGCAAGUUUAUUGAUGAUGACAACAAGUGCUACUUGGAGAUCAACUACGCAUUUGAUAUCAGGAAGGAGUGGUUUUAGAUUUUUUUUUUUUUUUUUUGGCUUUAGAAACGAAGGAGCUGUUCUUUCCCUACGUGACACAUUUUUUUAAUUAAUCUUUCAAUGUUUACUAGAUUAUUUUGUUGUGCCUUUUUUAUGUGUUUGUAAUCUUGUCUGAGACCUGUAAUCUUAACAAUGAUGAGAGGAUUUUGAGGGCAAUAAGGGAAAUUCAUUUGAUA